Messenger RNA from Beta vulgaris subsp. vulgaris (sugar beet), 1418 nucleotides. RefSeq names its product peroxidase 66. Gene Ontology annotation, molecular function: heme binding; peroxidase activity. The record is from RefSeq and is a predicted model, not a curated record. NCBI's taxonomy places the organism in Eukaryota, Viridiplantae, Streptophyta, Magnoliopsida, Caryophyllales, Amaranthaceae. The coding region runs from base 186 to 1265 and encodes 359 amino acids. The transcript is spliced from 2 exons. Gene Ontology annotation, biological process: response to oxidative stress; hydrogen peroxide catabolic process.
GAAAGUGAGGUGGUUUAUAGAGGAUUCUGAGUCCAAUGAGUGCCUUAAAAGCGCAGUCCUUGCCAUGCCAACUUUGGUUCUAUCACUGUACUACAUUAACUAUAAAUAGACCUUCAAGUUUAUGGAAUAUCCAUCACAACAAGCCUGCCUAGCCAACAACAAUUCUCUUCCCUUUGAAAUAUCAAAUGGCUGCUCAAGGAACCCAAACACUCUUCCUGUCAGCCUUAAUUUUUCUUUCUAUUGCAGUUUUCAGCUCUCAAGCUGCACUCGAUGCUCAUUAUUAUGAUCAAACAUGUCCUCAGGCAGAGUAUAUUAUAGCACAGACAAUUCGUAAUGCUUCUAUAUAUGAUCCCAAAGUGCCCGCUCGCCUCCUUCGCAUGUUCUUCCAUGACUGCUUCAUCAGGGGAUGUGAUGCAUCAAUUUUACUAGACUCUACACCCGGGAACAAAGCAGAGAAGGAUGGACCUCCUAACAUCUCGGUUCGAGCAUUUUACGUCAUUGAGGAUGCAAAGGCUAAGCUCGAGAAGGCAUGUCCACACACAGUUUCAUGUGCAGACAUAAUCGCCAUGGCUGCCAGGGAUGUUGUCACUAUGGUAAGCUCUUGUCCUUCACAUUAUCUCUCUCUUUCACUCUUUUCCUAUGAUAGUACUCCAUGGAUUAUUAUUAAUCCACUGUUUACACUGUUGCUACCUAAAUUUCAGACUGGAGGACCAUUCUGGAACGUGCUCAAAGGAAGAAAAGAUGGAAGGGUGUCAAAAGCUACUGAUACUACAAACCUUCCACCCGCAUUCUUGAAUGCGACUCGACUAAUUCAGACCUUUGCUAAAAGAGGUUUGGGGAUUAAAGAUUUGGUCGCGCUAUCUGGUGGCCACACUCUAGGCUUCUCACAUUGUUCUUCUUUUGUGGCUCGCAUUCAUAAUUUUAGCACAGUACACUAUACUGAUCCUAGCAUGAACUCCGAAUUUGCCAGCAUGCUUAGGCAAAAGUGUCCAAGAUCAAACAAUAACGGAGACGCAGGGCAGUUCUUAGAUUCAACCGCAUCACAAUUUGAUAAUAUCUACUACAAACAGAUCAUCGCCAGAAAGGGUGUUUUCGGAACAGACCAAGUCAUGUAUGAUGAUCCAAGGACCAGAUGGAUGAUUGAGGCAUUCGCCAAUAACCAAAACUUAUUCUUCAAAGAGUUUGCAGCUUCAAUGAUAAAGCUUGGAAACGUAGGAGUUAAAGAAGUAGGAGAAGUGCGGCUGAGCUGCGGAAGAGUGAACUAAGUACAGACACAGGCAUGAUGUGCAUAUAUACAAGAGAGAAACUGAGAAGAGAGAGAAAGUAACCCAUUGCUUGUAUCUUUAGAGAUGUAAUAAUGUGAGUUUUAUUUUGUAAACUCUGACUAAUAUUAAUGCAAAAUUUAUUAUUUUCAUAUA